AUGUCAUCAAACCCAACCCCAACCAUAUCAAGUUCAUUAACCAAUCCACUCUUACUACCAACGACUCCAAACCUACAAAAAAAACCAACCAUAAACGAUCCAACACCACCCAAACUAAUAGUAGUUCUAAGUCAAGCAUGUUUAGAAAACUAUGCCCAAAACCUUAAUCAUUCAAAUUCGAAUUCGAAAGCCAAAAAAGAAAUCAAAUAUUCUUUAUUGAAUUGUGAUGAUCAUCAAAACGUAUUAAGUAAAUUAGGAAAAGAUAUCUCAACAGCUAGACCUGAUAUAACUCAUCAAUGUUUACUUACUUUACUUGAUUCUCCAGUUAAUAGAGCUGGUAGAUUACAAGUUUAUAUCCAAACGGCUAAAGGCGUUUUAAUUGAAAUCCAUCCAACCGUUCGAAUUCCAAGAACUUUUAAACGAUUUAGUGGUUUAAUGGUUCAAUUACUUCAUCAAUUAUCAAUUCGUUCUACAACAGGUAAAGAAAAACUACUAAAAGUCAUCAAAAAUCCAAUCACAGAUCACCUACCACCCAACUCACACAAAAUCACUCUUUCCUUCGAUGCAAAACCCGUAAAACUUUCAACAUAUAUUCCUGCUUUACCAUCUGAUCAAAACUUGGUGGUUUUUGUAGGUGCAAUGGCUCAUGGAGCUGACGAUUUUGCUGAUCAUAUAGUGGAUGAAAAAAUAGCUAUUAGUCAAUACAGUCUUUCAGCAUCAGUUGCAUGUGGAAAGUUUUGUUGUGCAGUUGAAGAUCAUUGGGAUAUCCUUUAA
This is a messenger RNA of Melampsora larici-populina 98AG31, 774 nucleotides long. RefSeq lists its product as uncharacterized. The record is from RefSeq and is a predicted model, not a curated record. Bases 1 to 774 code for a protein of 257 amino acids. Gene Ontology annotation, molecular function: rRNA (pseudouridine) methyltransferase activity; rRNA binding. The transcript is spliced from 6 exons. Lineage: Eukaryota; Fungi; Basidiomycota; Pucciniomycetes; Pucciniales; Melampsoraceae. Gene Ontology annotation, cellular component: nucleolus; small-subunit processome. Gene Ontology annotation, biological process: rRNA base methylation.